Messenger RNA from Epinephelus fuscoguttatus (brown-marbled grouper), 10860 nucleotides. It is a transcript of the gene cdh5, whose product is annotated as cadherin 5. Gene Ontology annotation, biological process: vasculature development; calcium-dependent cell-cell adhesion; cell-cell junction assembly. Gene Ontology annotation, cellular component: catenin complex; plasma membrane; adherens junction. The record is from RefSeq and is a predicted model, not a curated record. Gene Ontology annotation, molecular function: cadherin binding; calcium ion binding. The coding region runs from base 931 to 3291 and encodes 786 amino acids. The transcript is spliced from 15 exons. NCBI's taxonomy places the organism in Eukaryota, Metazoa, Chordata, Actinopteri, Perciformes, Serranidae.
UUCUCCUCUCACACACACUCACUCCAUCUGCUUCAUGAACAUGAGCCGGCUGCUUUCUCUGCCUCUCCGAGCGUCUUUGAGCUGUUUUGACAUAUGCGCUCUCUCUCUGCUUCUCUGCCUCUUUCUUUCCUCUGUCUCCCCAUACCUCUCCAUUGCUCCAUUGCUCUCUGUUUCCCCCCCUCCAGGACAGGAAAAGGAGCGGUAGCAGGGAGCACCAGCGAAGAAGGCUGACCACAAUAACAGGAAGAGGAAGUGGGCAGUGACCUGUGCUCGAGGGGGGCUGCGGUUGGACAGCUGUGGUUCAACACUUUUGGCCGCUGGAUGAGAAAACCACAUCAGAGGCAACAGGAGGAAAAAAGAGCAAGAGAUUCUCAAAACCUGUUGGACUCGUGAGGAAAAACCUCGACGACCUGAGGAAGAGAAACAAAAAAACUUUCUACCUGUUUGAGAGGAGAAAAAAACCUACAGAGGAAGAGUGAUAUCUCAGCGAUUACCUGCUGAGUGAACUCUGCCUUUUAUUCCUAAAAUCUGUCGAGACUCUGAAGGUUUGUCUUUUGGAACUCCGGGAUUCAUUCUCAUUCAAGAGGAAUCAACCCAUACUACAUCAUCACAGACUUAUCAUAUUAUCCGCUCCACAGAGAAGGAUUUGUACAGAAACCUGGUGAAAAUCAAGCCGAGAGAGAAAUCCCUGCCUGUACAACAACACCUGCUGCUCUCUUUCAACAUCAGGAAAACCAGCAGACAGAGAACAGCGAGCGAGGAGGAGGUGGUUUUACUCCCUGUUGAGCAUACAACCACCUACCAGCCACUAAUUUGUACGACAACUUGCCACGUUAAUAAAGUAUACCCCAGUCUGUGUGAGCAGGAGAGCACCUUGAAGGAUUUCCUUUUGCACCAACAGAUUCUUGGCUUGGACCUUCUGUCUGUGUGAUGAUGGCUUGGCUCCAGCUGUGGAGUACGGGGCUUACGGCCAUUAUGGCCUUGUCCUUCUCUCUUGCUGCUGCUGAAGAUUCGGGCCUCCCUGCGAUGGCAGCACAGCAGCGAGGCCCUGUCGAGAUUGUGAAGAAGGAGAACCAUCCCGUCCUGUUCAGGCAGAAGAGAGAGUGGAUCUGGAACUCUCUGUAUGUGGAAGAGGAGAAACCUGCACCUAUCGCCUACAAGAUCGGACAGCUGAAGUCGAGCCAGAAAGUGGAGGUGAAGAACUUCAGAAUAGAGGGUGAAGGAGCAAACACCAUCUUCACCGUAGAUCGCAAAGGAGACCUGUUUGUUACCAGAUCUCUGGACAGAGAGGAGAAGAACGCGUACCAUUUGACCGCCAGGAUGUAUGAUGGGAACAACCAGCUGAUAGAGGACUCUGGAGACUUCGUCGUCCAGGUGACGGAUAUCAAUGACAACACUCCAGUUUUCCCCAGACCAUAUAAUGGAUCCAUAAUGGAGAGGUCCAUGAUAGGAACUAAAGUAGUUGAGGUGAGGGCGACCGAUGCUGAUGACCCCACCACUGCUAAUGGAGAGCUCAGGUACUCUCUGACCCCAAGCGGAGACCUUUCUGCCUUUGAAAUCGACAGCAUCUCAGGUAUGAUCAGCUGCAAGACAAACACUCUGGACCGGGAAACCAAGGGUCAGUACAUAGUGGUGGUUAAAGCUCAGGACAUGAGAGGAAUGGCCUCUGGCAGCACAUCCACCACCUCCGUCACCAUCACCAUCACCGACAUCAACGACAACAUAGCUUCUUUCACCCGAAAGAUGUAUGAACUGCACGUUCGUGAGGACCACAAGUUGAAUGAGAAGAUUGGCACUCUGGAGUUGGAGGACAGGGAUCAGAUCCAGAACAAAGAGCCCAUCUUCGUCAUUCCAAGCGAAAACAGCAAAGUGUUUAACAUUGAACUCAGCCCCAACAAGGAUGGCAACCUCAUGCUCAAACAGGCUCUGGACUACGAGACGACCCCCAGCUACAGUUUCAUCAUCCAAGUGAAAGAAAACCUGAGAAACCUGCGCUUUCCUGCCGACAACGUGAACAGCGCCGUCACCUCAGCUCAGGUAAUCAUCAAGGUGCUGGAUGUAGACGAGGCACCGGUUUUCUCGCAGCCCAUUUACACUUUCACUGUGGUGGAGGAACGAGUUGUGACCAACAUCGGAGCAGUCACUGCCAGAGAUCCUGACAAAGCCAACAAGAGCAUACGGUACUCCAUCUUAGACAAGGACUGUCCGAUCAGUAUCAACCCGCUCACAGGUCAGCUGUCCACCCUGAGGACGCUGGACAGAGAGCUGGAGGCCACACACAUGUUUCAAGUUAAGGCACAGGAGGAGCCAAAUGGUUUGGAGUCAUUUGUUAAAGUUAACAUUAUAGUUCAGGACAUCAACGACAACAAGCCUGAACUGACCGUGGAUGAGAUCUUCGUAUGUGAGAACGACCCCACGAACACGGUGAUAGGAACCUUGAGAGCCACAGAUAAAGACGACCAGCCGGCCUCCUUCACUUUCAGCCUGGCCAUCGAGAGCUCCAACUUCUCCAUCAGAGACUACGGCAACAGCACAGCAGACGUCAUGGUGAAACAGGGGCCGUUCAGCCUGGAUGACCCCAAGGAUUACAGCGUGGAUGUGCGCAUCAGUGACGGAGGGCGACCCAUCCAGACCAGCAUCACCAAACUGACUAUCAAGUCGUGUCGCUGUGAUGCCAGGCGGAUUCCUACGCAGUGCAAAGCUGGUGCUCGGAGGAUGGGAGUGAGCGUCCACGCCCUGAUAGCCAUUCUGCUCUGCAUACUGACCAUACUGGUCAUAGUGAUCCUGUUUGUGAUGAGGAAACGCUACCAGAAGGAUUCACUGGCCAGUAUGAAGAACAGCGGCGAGAUUCAUGAGCAGCUUGUCACAUACGAUGAGGAGGGAGGAGGAGAGAUGGACACUAACGGCUACGACGUCUCAAUCCUCACUUCUGCUUGCAACGAUGGCUCCCUGCUCCGUCACCCUGACCACCACCCCCACCCCUCUCUCUACGCCAUGGUGCAGAAAUCCCAACACCACGCACAACCCACCGCAUGUAAGGGCGACAUGGCCGUGAUGAUCGAGGUGAAGAAAGACGAGGCGGACCACGACAGAGAUGGCUUCCCAUACGACACUCUCCACAUCUACGGCUACGAGGGACCCGAGUCUUUAGCCGGCAGCCUCAGCUCUCUGGAAAGUUCCUCCACCGGCUCGAACUUGGAUUACGACUUCCUGAACGACUGGGGGCCAAGGUUCAGGACCCUGGCCGAGCUGUACGGUGUGGACGCACCUGACUACUACCAUCAAUACUGAUGGAGACCGUCUGCUGAUAAGCAUAUGUGAUGCCAAAAUACAUACACAGACACACAUAAAAAACAGCCAUAGGAAUAACCUCACACACUCACACAUAGCCAAAAGCAUGCAGGAAAUAAACAUGUUCACACACACACACACACACACACACACACACACACACAGAACCAGGCUUUGAUGCCAUUUUGUUUCUUUGUGAGAGCAUCAAACUCCAACAAGCUCCAUCAACUAUAGAAACGAGAUUUUGGAGAGCUCUUUUUUUCUCAUGACGUGGUGCCCUCUGCCUCCUCCUCCUCCUCCUCCUUCUCCUCCACUGAGGAGAUGUUGGAAAGAUUUUUAAAGUAACACCAGGACAUGACGCCAUAGGAGAAAGUGAGAACUAACUACUUCACAGAUUUGCAAGAUUGUUGAUGACAGCGUGAGAUCCACACCACAAGGAUGCUUUUUGUUCUGUCACAGUGUUGUGAAGUUUGACAUCAGAACCCCUUUUAUUCCACCUGAGAAGAUCUGGAAGUCCAAUCAGAUGAAGCUUCACUGCGAGUCGUAGCCAAUCAGAGUUAAACUUGGAUAAUUGAUGGGUUAAUCAGGUCACUGCUGGCCAGCGAUGUUACUCAGUAAUUCAGAUUCUUUAUGUCCUUUUGCAUUUAGUUCAUGCAGCACCAUUUUGCAUCCCCCUUUUUACCACCAGUGACUGUACUGCAGAGUUUUGUAUGCACAUGUAUUCAUCUACAUAUACCUGCCAAUGAUGCAUAUUUCUUAAUGAAAAGAAAUAAACUAACUCUGGAUAAUUAUUUGCCACACUACGCUGUUAUCAAAAUAACUCAGUUGACUGUUGGUUUCACACGGUACACAAACAGCGGUUUCCAGGUGAAAGUCCGGAGUUUGUUUAAUCCAACCGCUCCAUGCAGACUUUCUAGCUUCUUAUACUACAGUUGAUUGUAGGGUCAAAAAUGCAGCUGCCCGAUGUGCCUCAUACUGCCAGUAAAGUGAUCCGAAUCUGAUGCCAAGAGCCACCGACCAAGCGUCGGUAUUUAACAAACUGGGACUGAGACCAGGUUGGCACAAAGGCUGCAUAUACCACAAAAACUAUACUUAGGGCCCGUCCCAAUACCCCCCCCCUUAGCCCUACCCCUACAUUUGCGCAUUCCUGCGAGGGGUAAUGGUGUCCCAAUUCCUUUUUGCGUGUAGGGGUAGGGGGCAUAACGAGGGGUAGUGGGUAUGAAACUAGCCCUUCGGAGCGAGGGAUUUCAGAUGCUUUCAGAUUCAGUCUUGCCAGUGAGGGGCAGACAUCGCCAUGGCUACCACCGAGCAAGAGACGGGGAAAAAAGUUCAUACAUAGCUAACGUUACCAUCGUCAGGUUGCUCGUUAGCUAGCUAGUUCGCACUAUCUGGUGUCUGUCAUCUGUCCUGUUCUGCAAAACUGUUGGACUUUUCACAUUACGAUAACACGCCAGCUAGUAUAACUAUGCUGCCUCAUAAUGUUAGCUCGUUAGCUAGCUAGCAGAAGUCCCCUGUCGUCUGUCGUUCAUCAAACGAAGCAUGAUGAAUACAGCAAACGUGAUCGGUAGGAUGAACUCAAAUGGAGACUCCAUUGUAGAUGCCGGGUGGAAAUGUAGAUGAUUUGCAGCUUCCUGUUUAAAAUAGUUACGUAUGUGUGAACGUAACCGACGUGGUGACGUAGUGAGUGGUGUCCCAGUUCCUAGGGAAAGAUUUCUACCCCUACCCCUCGUUGCUUCAUUUUGAGGGCAAAGGGGUAGUGGGCAAGGGGGGUAUUAGGAUUGGGCCUUAAAAAGUAUGCAUGAUCUUAUUCAAAUGUAAAAAAUUAAACAUCAGCUUAUCAUCUGCAUAUGAGCUUAUUAAGAUAUAGUGACUAACAUUGGAAUUUUAAUAUCAAUGGAAGUUUAUUUCUGUGCUACUGGGGAUGCAAAAUGGUGCACGUUAAAACAACUUGUUGAUUUUAGAUUUUUGACACUUUUGUCAUCUCUUUCAUACUGAUGCCUGUAAUCUUUUCCAACCUUGAUGGUUUUUUUUUUUUUUUUCUUAGAUAAUUAACAAAAGGGCCAUAAACACGGCAAGAGGAGGGUGAUUUUAUUUUUGAUCUGAGGUUCAUUAUUUGAUUUGUAAAUAUGUUCGCUUGGGGGAGGGUUAUUGUUUGAGGUGAAAAACUUUGAGCAGCCCCCAAGAGUUUUAAGUCAAAGAGGUUUGAAGUGUUUGAUCACAGCCAGAUGCCGGUUGUGUUUGCUUUAUCUGAAACAAAGUCGCUUCUAAGGAACUCUGGAAAACUCACGCUGUUUACUAGUCUGUGAUAUCCCGUAAGUUAUUCUGUGAAAUGUUUCCUUCACUGCAAUAUUGCAGCAAUUUCUGACAUGAAAUCAGUUUGACCAGCUGUUAAAAAAGGUUCAGAUAACCUGCACAAAAAGUUGCAAUUCUUUAAAGGAAGACAUCUUAAAAAAAAGCCUGUUUUCCCUCUUUUUGUUUUCUGAAACCAUCCAAUAUGUCCGAGGAGUCAUUUUCUAAGAGAGUCAUUUUGUCCAUUUUCCCAGUUAUCAUCAGCUCUGAGGAGAGAGAAGAUGACACACGGACUGGAAGGAAAUGGCUCCGCUGUGGCUCAGACAGAAUUACAAUGUGUUCCCAGGUCUUAUUUGACAGAACCUAUCAUCACAGUUAUUGUUGAGAUGAAAGCCCAAUUCUCUGCGGCCUACUAGAACAAAAGUCAUUCAGGCAACUCAGGAAGCAGCAAGUGGCAAAAGCAGCCAGUAGGGCCGCUGUGAUGGCUCAGAGGUGGCCUGAAUAACUUUAACCUCUCAUCCUUUCUGGCUACUGUCGGGUCACAAACUCUCUGAUCCAACAUUUUUACGAUCUUUAGAUGAUUUUUAGCAUAUUCACAGGAAAAAAGAGCAUUUUGCUCAUUCAUAAACAAAGCUUCAAUCUUUGGACUGAUCUGAAAGUAUUCCUUUACUGUAGUUUGUUUGAUCUUACAAUAAGACAAACUUAGAAAGGCUUAUUGACUUUCUCUUUUUAGUUAUUAGUUCCAGGAUUAGUUUGUUCCAAGAUACACAACACAUGGUCAUGGUAUAAAGAGGACAAUCCACCAAGAAGCAAACAGCGGUCCACAAAAACACACUCCUUGGAGCCAAACUCAUCCUCACUGAGCUUUUUUUUUUUUUGGAUAACCAAUUUUUUGUGGAUUAUGGCAGCAAGUAAUGAUUAUUCAAUCUGCUGGUUAUUUUCUUGAAUAUCUGAUCAGUUGUUUUACCUAUAAAAUGCCCAAAAAUGUGAAAAACCCCAUGACAGUUUCAAGGUGAGCCCACAGAGAUGAAGAUGCUGGCUUAUUUUAUUUGACCAAAAAUGCAAAACCCGAAGUUUACAAUGAGAGGAAAUAAAGAAAAAUAAGCAGCAAAACUGUUGCAUGAGAAGUGACCAAAAUGCUUAAUGGAUGAGCAAAAUAGUUUCCAGUUAGUUGCCGCCACAGUUGUGCUGUGGGUUUUCCCUUGCAUAAAUACUUUCUUUUUAUCCAUUUGGGUUGCCAGUUCUUAAGCACCCACUGAAGACAAAGAUCCAUUUUGCUUUGCAUCUUGUAUCUUGACGCAGGAGGUGUUUGUGGUCAGGUUUAGGCAACAAAACUACUUGGUUAAAGAUCUACUGUGUAAGAUUCAGGGGGAUUUAGAGGCAUCCAGCAGUGAGGUUUGCUCUGAUGUAAAAAAAAAAAAAAAAUGAAUGUCCUUAUCUGGAGCCAGUGGUUGGUUUGUGAAUUCUGGGCUACUGUAGAAACAUGGCGAUGCAACAUAUCCUAAAUCCAACACACUGGACAUACAACGUAACAACUGACUAAAAUCUUAUGUGACAAACAUUGAUCUCCUGGGUCAAAGUCCUGUGCUUGUUGGACCCAUGUGCCCUUAACAGACUUUCUUGCUCUUCAUACUAUGUCUCUUGCUCUUAUCAUCUAAUAAUGAUGUGCAUGGUUGGGUUAAAAACUCUGUGUCUCAUUCCAACACUAAACAAUGCAUUGUGCAUCUGUAUCUGACACCAAGGGUCACUGACGAAGUUUUUUGACACCCUGGGUGCAGGACCCAGCUGCUUUGAUAAUAUUGAGGACAUGCUGUUUAUUCGCUUUUUAAGUUAUCAGGAACAACUGCUCACAUGUACUGUCUGACCCCUGACUAUCUGGGAGACAGCUGUCGAGAAAAGAACUAUUUAUCACCAACACAGUAGCAUUUAAACAAUACAUUCAGAUAUUUUGGCUUAUGGUCUAAAUGGAGGCUCUGGAAAUAAAUCAUGGCUUGUGCCAUUAGAAGGUCAUUUAUAAAAGGUCAUAAAGGUCAGUAGUGACAACUAAUAAAGAAUAGGUGGUGCCCACUCCUGUUAAAAUAGGUGAUAUUUAAAUACGUACAGACGCAGCCACGUGUCCUCAGGACAGUCCCUUUGUUUUGUUUUUAUAAAUCUAAUUUUUCAUUCCAUUUUACCAGUUACAGUUUAUUUGUUCUCCUUUUUAUUCUGUUUUGUUUGGACUUGUACUUGUUUCUUUAAGACUCCGGCCCUUGUGGAAUGCCAUUUGAUAAACGCUGGAUACAAUAGCUGGAAGCCCUCGCAAUGCUUUCCUGUUGGCUUCACAUGUAUACUUAGAGCAGCCAGUUCCUCCACAUCACUCUCAGUCUGUCUCUCGUUUGGCCUCGCCGUAUCUCCACCACACCGCCUCUCUCUCCGUCCUCUAAUCAGCUAAACCAAACACCAAAGUUAACUUCCUGUCCAUCUGGGGGGUUGCUCCCGCCCCUUCCUGUCUGUGUUAUCUCUCCCCCGAGCCAACACAUUGUGCUCACUUCCCGUUAGCCCGGCCUGGGAAACAACCUUGGAGAGGAACAAAAAAAAAAAAAGGAGCGAGGCAAGGAGAAACAUGGGAUGACAAGAAACAAGAAAAAAAGAGAACAAUGUGGAGCAGUGAUGAGUUUUCCAGCUGAACAGAAACACUUAAGAGCAAAAGAUGUGCGUGAUGAAAUGCCAAGACACACACGCAAGUGGUGUUAACAUCCUGUUAUCCUGGCAUCUUUGUGUGAAGCAACACUGGGCGCAACAUUCAGAAAUCAAUAAAGAUUAGCCACGGCUGAAUCUCUGAAUUGAUGAUAGGAAACUCUUUACUUUGUUGCCUCCAAGUGGCAGAAAAAAGAAAAUCGUAGCCUCUAUUUAUGCCUCUCUUCAUUUAUACAUUUGAAAAGUUUGGGACAAGGGGACAACUUUUAGAAAACUAGUCUUGUGUCAGCACCUAUUUCUGCUGAAGACAUUUCUGCAAUCCAUUAUAAAGAUGAUUUUUUUUUAACUGGUUUUAUAAGACAUGUUUAUGGAAAACUUUUCUGGCCACCAUCUUUUUUUGGAUCAAAGAAUGGAGACCCACGGGAGGAAAGAUUCUUUUGUCAUGUCAGACCUUGAGCUCUCAAAGAAAACAGAAUCAGAGUUGGUUGCAGUUCUUUGUUAUCACCAUUAUUGUCAGAACAGCUUUUAUUUUUAAAAACUGAGGAUGUGAACAAAACAAAACAAACAAAAAAAAAAAAAUCAGUGUUGUUAAAAUCAGCAGACUGUAGCAGAGGUGCUCCAUUAUCUACUUUCCUAGCAGCAAUAAGUGUUGCGUGUACUUACGGUGAGAAAAUCGCAGACAUUCAGAGACAUCUUUUUUUUGUGCUGGAAAAAUACUGACUGAAAACUGUUCCUGACAUUUGUUCCUACUUGCACAUUUUAAUUUCCUUAUUUUCCAUAAUUUAUAGUCUUACUUCUCCGCAGUGACUCAUCAGAUAUUGCAAAACGUUUUUGAAUCCAUGAGGAUUCCUUUAUUCUGUAUGGCAUCUGCAAAAUCAACACGCUCUCAUCCCAACUUGUCAAAUACUGCCGCUUUGUCAGUGGACCCACAUGCCAAAAUAUGAUGCCCUGGGUACACUUCCUGCAUGGACGAUCAGGGGCAGCGUAUUAAUUUUACUGUUCAUUACAUGCAUACAGUAGUUUUGAAAAUAAAAUUAAAAUGUGGGUAAAAAACCUUAAUAUUUAUUAUUUUCUGAAGGUCAGGCAACAAAAGUCCGUAGAUAGGUUUUUAAAUAAGUGCCAUGGUUUGACUUAAAAUAAGUACAGUUAUCAGAGGCAUUGCUAGGGCCUCAUGGGCGAAAGUCAGUGGUUGUUGGAUCCAUCCGCCACCCCUCCUGCCCGCCCUGAUCAGACUUCUGUCCCCUCAACUUUUGUUGUUGUCCGACGUUCUUCCCCCCGAUGCCGCUGGAUGCCGUUAAACAAUAACGAUGACUGGCUGAGUAUCAUGCCGAUGUGAAUGGCUUUUUUUACCCGUGUCUGACGCCAGAAGUCACUGACUAAGUACCGGUUUUCGUCAACUUCAGAGUGAGACUGGAUUGCGCUAACAUAAUGUUAUAUCAGGUGACAUACAUCAUGUGACGUGAGUCGCUAGCAUGCUGCACAUACUUACACACUAUAAUAGAAAAUCUCGCUUGACUUUUCGUUUUCCACAGGAGACAAAGAGCAGGCUCACGCAGGUGAAAAUCCGAGGUUUGAUUGACCUACCCAGCUCCCCUCCCUCCUGCCCUAUGCAGACUGUCUCACUCGUUAUGUUGACAGUAGUUGCUCGUGGCACCACAAACUGCCGCUGCCCAGUGGGUAUCAUGUCACCAAGAACGGUGCCUCAGUGUGUUUGUGUCUGACACCGACAUCAGCUGACAAAGUAUUUGAAGAGUUGGGAGUGAGAAUGGGCUGUCAAAUUCACCAUUAACAGUGAUGCCACUUUGUCGAGUUGACUUAUUCUAUAACUUAAAAAGUGCCAUUUUUAUUUCUAAUUCAUUGGCUAUCAGUGGUUGUGUGAGAGCAUCUGUCUAUUCUAUCAAACAGUGAAUCAGUUUGGAUUCAGACAGUGAAAAUAAAUAAAUCUCUCAGGUUGGGAUUCAGGCACUAAAUACGUUUUUCACAAACGCCCCAAAUAUAUUGAAAUCCUAACUUUAAAAAAAAAAAACAGACCUUUAAGUGAUUUAGCUUUAAUUUCAUUUGUGUAUCUCUGUUACUGAGGGGGUGAACACUUUGAGUGAAAUGUACAUAGAAAAAAGAAUGUGCCUAAUAGUGAUUUUUCUCUGGCCUCACCUUAUUGAUUUUUAGCCUACGUUACUGUAUUUAGAAAACUUGACAAAUCUCUUUUUAUCACUGUAAAAAGUAACAAUAUACAUUUUUUUACUACAAAAGAAAGAGAAGUGUUUGAGUGGCUGCCUGAGUGAAGAUGUGACUUUCUGUUCGUGUGUCCACUCGUGUGUUUGUGCGCUUGUGAUUGUACCCAUGUACAUACACACAGAUGGUGUCAAACCAAUUUAAAAGAAAAUAGAGAAAAAAAAAAGAAACCACAUAGAAAUACAUUUUGGUGUAAAUACAGUAAGGGUCUUCAAGGGAGCAACAUGUGCCUUUAUUCUUUAAAAAAAAAAUACUGUAAUUCAUUUUUUUGAUGGCAAACACAAUGUUUUCUAUAUUGUUUUUAUGGUGUAAAGCAACUACUUUUUAUUACCUGACAUUUUUGUAAGUGUAGAAUAAAAAUAAACACUCAAA